Symbiodinium necroappetens is the source of this 3417-nucleotide messenger RNA. NCBI's taxonomy places the organism in Eukaryota, Dinophyceae, Suessiales, Symbiodiniaceae. The record is from the annotation of a GenBank genome assembly.
AUGGAAGCAUUGCCUCAGGUGCAUCGGUUGAGCACAGCUUCGACUGUGCCUGCGAACUUCGAGGAGGACUCCGAGACAGGACCAGCGUCCAAAGCAGCACAGGGUGAUCGUAAGCAGAGAGCCGAGUCGCAGAGCCCGGUGAAGUCCAGACCAGCGUCCGGACCAGCACAGGGUGAUCGUAAGCAGAGAGCCGAUCCGCAGAGCCCCGGGAAGUCCACAGCAGCACCGGGUGAUCGUAAGCAGAGAGCCGGGAGGUCGCCUAGCCAGGAGAAAUGGUGGCUCGAGCAAGACGCUCCGAACGCCUCGUUCGAAGCCUUCCUGGGCGUGGGCGUGAAGGAGAAGCAUGCGAGAGCCGAGAAGUCGCCUAGCCCCGUGAGGUCGAGACAGGCAGCUAAGAAAGAGGACGUGUCUGACAUGGUGGCAGAGUGUAUGGAAGCCAUGCAGUCGGAAGUUAAGUUGAGCUCGGUGAAGAAGCGCAUGGCCCGAAUGUUCGCGCCACGAGUGGACGGGACAUUCUUGGUUCCGAAGGAACUGGUGGACCAGUAUAAGGACGUGAACCUGCUUCCCGAGCUCGAGAAGGAGUUCAUGAAAGCUGGCUUGGACAAGGACCUGUUCAUUAAGCGCUCCGUCAAGAAAGUGACGCGACGAGAGUCCGAGUCGGAGCUUUGGGUGUCUGGACAGUUCGUUUCGGAUGCCGACAUGGAUGAGCUUGGCAUGACGGACAAGAGGAAGAAAGCCGUUCAUGGUGAGUGUGCCAAGAUGCGGGGCUGGAUCAGGCGCGACCGGUAUGAGCCUGACGUGAAGCUCUACUGGCUGGAGAAAGCGGUGGAAGGAAAGAUGCUGAAGCGCAAGCGCGAGAUCUACGAGGAAGUCGACAGUGAUGCCGACUACGAAGGCAGUGAUGUGGAGAAGGACAUGGAUGUCUUCGACAUGUCCUGGGGCCUGGGUGAAGGAGGACCCAAAGGCCCCGCUGAUGUCAAGAAGAGGAUGAAGGCCAUUGGCUUUCCGGAAAUGGAUACCGAUGCCCUUCCAUCGUCAUGCAUCGUCAAGGUCGUGGCCUGCCUUGGAAGGUGGUCCACGAAAACAGAAGGCAUUAUUGACAACCUGGAUCAGUACAAGAAGUCCGACAAGACGACAAAGAAACUUUAUUUGCACAUGAGGAUCUGGGACAAGGCCCAGAACCUCGUGAAAGCUUUGGAGAAGACCUCGGAGACUAUCCAGGAGAUGCAAGCGAAGAGUGUGCUGCAAGAUCAGGGCUUCACCCUGGAGCAGCAGGAUGAUCUCAAGAAGAUCUUCGACAUCGCGAAGAAGCAGCUGCCUGUCGUUCGUGACCUGGAGAAAACAAACUUUGCAGAGGAAGCGAUUGUGUUUGAUUUGGUCAACUCGAAAUUGGCCUCUAGCAUAUUGUCCCAUGCUGAACUUUGCAUCAGGAGCAUCAGUUCCAAACACCCGGCUUUGUACAAGAUUGGGGUCACCAGAAACCCGGUGCAGCGAUGGUUGCACACUGGAUACGGGUACAAGCUGGAUCGGCACGUCCAGUGGGAGCGGAUGACCGUUCUGCAUGCACACUGUAAUGCUGAUAUUAUUGGUCUCCUGGAAGCAGCCCUGAUACGGAUUUUCUUUAAUGCUCCAGGCUGUCGCAAUAUCCGCUUGGGUGGAGAGGGCAUGGACGAGCAGAGCUCAGGACCAUUCUUUUGCUACGUCGUCCAGUGUAUUCUUGUCCAACGGUGCGUGGAGUCGUUGAGCUUCAGCACUGGAUGCGCUCCGAUGCUCCAGUAUUUGAAGACGCAGAAGAAGAAAAACGAAGAAGCGGCCUCGAAGAAGGCACCAGCGAGCUCUGUGACGGCUCAUCAGAGGGCCAUGGUCCUGCAAAAGGGCGUGGAAGCCACCCGAGAAGAGCUUGGUGGUGUUUUGGGACUGUCUGAGCAGAACUCUGCCAGACAUGUGGAGAAGGUCGUUUCCAAGUUUAGCCUUCGACCUCAUAUCCCACUUUCACAUCAUACCUUGAUGGUUGGCAGCGAAAACUUUACUCUGCCUUACCUGGCGCCGAAAGAUGUCCUUUCCCACCUCUUGAACUAUCAUGCUGAACUGUUGUUGGGAGGGCAUGCUACGUCCGAGCCAGCUGCAGGCCGUGGACUGGCUUUGUUUUGGGGCCGAUAUCGAGACAUGCAUCCAUCGCAUGCUGUGUUUGGGGCUCCUGCUGAACGCUUGCGCUGGACAAUACCACUCAGCCUGCACGGCGAUGGUGGCCGCACACAAAAAAAGCAACUAGGUGGCAAUUUGGGAACGUUGUCACUUGCUCUUAUGUGGCAACCCUUGGAGAUAAUCAGCUUGGAGCCUACGCUGGGCAUUGGCCGUACCGAACCCAAACCCUGCACCUGUGCAGAACCUGUGCUUCAGAUUGGGCAAAGAUGCAAUGGCAAGUACCACUCUUACUUGACCCGCUUUCUUCUUGUUGCUUUUCCGAGCAAGCAGUGGCCCCAGCAGCUUCUACCGGACAUUUUCAAAUCUUUGUCAAGCCAGCUUCGUGAGCUUUUUGAGACUGGCCUUGCUGUGAAUGGCCAGCGCUACUACUUUGGAAUUCUGGGAUUGAAGGGGGACUUUGAGUUCCACUGCACCUCCUUACGGGAUGCUGGCUUGAAAAGGAGCUAUGAGCACGUGGGCCGGGCACGGGACAUUCCUGUGUGCAUCGAGUGCGAGGCUGCGUUUGAAGAAACGCCUAUGGAGGAUGCCAAUGCAAAUGCUGCGUGGACUAGGACCAUUGGCAGGUCCGCUCCAUGGGAACGGCUGCCGAGUUUUGGGCAACUGCCGUUCGACAACUGGAACUCCUUUCCAUCGCGAGCCCCCGAGUUCUUUCGCAGAGAUCCCUUCCACGUCUUCCGGCUAGGUGUGGCGCGUAACUUUCUGGCUUCCGCCAUCCUGCUCUUGUGCAACUUGGGAGCCUUCGACCUUCGGGGUGAGUCUAAGUCUGUUGACAACAGGCUCACAAGAGCUUGGAGACAGUUUCAGCUUUUUAUGGAAGCUGCGUCUUUACAUGUUGGGGGCCUCAGAAGCUUCAGCAAGAAAAAAAUGCACUUUGCAGCUGGAGGAGCGUUCCCUUGGCUUGGAUGCAAGGGAUCGGACACAAUCGUCCUUUUGAAAUGGUUGCGGGUGCUCCUGGUGCAGCUUCGCAGCCGUGGUUGCAGCGCGGGCACUGGCCACGAUUUUCGCACUUGCCGUGCUUGUACUUUCCUCGAGAUGGCUGUAGCUGGAGGGCUGCAGUUCUCUCAGGGAAUCCACGGCCACUCGCUCUGGUUGGGUCAGAGCUGCAUUCGCUUUCUUCGCCGGAGCCUUUACGAUUUCCUCAGAGGCUACGCUCAGCUUGCACAAUAUUGCCUGAUGCGGCAGAUGCCUUUGUUUGGCCUCACACCGAAGUAA